Molecule: messenger RNA, 1393 nt
Organism: Nothoprocta perdicaria
Lineage: Eukaryota; Metazoa; Chordata; Aves; Tinamiformes; Tinamidae
Gene: DERA
Product: deoxyribose-phosphate aldolase
Exons: 9
Coding region: 13-969 (318 amino acids)
Biological process (GO): carbohydrate catabolic process; deoxyribonucleotide catabolic process
Cellular component (GO): cytoplasm
Molecular function (GO): deoxyribose-phosphate aldolase activity
Source: RefSeq, a predicted model, not a curated record
GCGCGGCGGGCGAUGGCGGCCAGAAACCCGGGCACGGGGCUGGAUCUUGGCUGGAUCUCAAAAGUGUAUGUGAAUCGAGCUGCAAUUGAAAGGCAUGUAGAACGAAUUCAAGAGCAGAGAACUGUGAAAAGUAAUUGGCGAGCUGCUUGGCUACUCAAAGCUGUCACCUGCAUGGACCUUACCAGUCUUUCAGGUGAUGAUACUCCUUCAAACAUUCACAGAAUGUGUUAUAAAGCUAAGCAUCCCAUCAGAGAGGAUCUCCUGAAAGCCAUGGACAUGCAUGAUAAAGGUAUUACUGUUGCAGCCGUCUGUGUCUAUCCUGCCAGAGUCACUGAUGCCGUUAAUGCCCUAAAGGCUGCUGGAUGCAACAUACCAGUAGCUUCAGUGGCUGGUGGUUUUCCCUCUGGACAGAUGCCUCUACAAACGAGACUGGCUGAAAUAAAGCUGGCUGUGGAAUAUGGUGCCAGAGAGAUUGAUAUUGUCAUUAACAGGGCUCUGGUGCUGACUGGCCAGUGGGAAGAACUGUAUGAGGAGAUCCGUCAGUGUCGUGAGGCCUGUGGAGAUGCUCAUAUGAAAACAAUCUUAUCAACGGGUGAACUAGGGUCACUUGGUAAUGUCUACAAAGCCAGCAUGAUAGCUAUGAUGGCAGGUUCUGAUUUUAUAAAGACGUCUACAGGAAAAGAAAUCGAAAAUGCCACUCUGCCAGUGGGAGUAGUUAUGAUGCGAGCCAUUAGGGAUUUCCACUGGGAAACUGGCAAUAAGGUUGGAUUUAAACCUGCUGGAGGCAUUCGGACAGCAAAAGAUGCUCUUUCUUGGCUUAUGCUAGUGCAUGAGGAGCUAGGCGUGGAGUGGCUAAAACCAGAGCUCUUUCGCCUGGGUGCCAGUAGCUUGUUGGAAGAUAUCGAGAAACAGAUUUUCCUCCAUGUGACUGGCAAUCACGCAGCUUGUCAUGACCUGCCAAUGGCUUAGGCACAAUAUCAACUCAAGAUUACUUUUCAUAAAAAGAGAUCUUUAAGAAAAUAAAACCCAGAAAUCUUCUGAUAUCCAAGUGCAUAUGAUAGAAUUAAUUCUCCCUUCUUCAUAUUUUAUAGUAUUUAAAAAGAUGGUCUGGUCUGCCAGUUGUGCUUGAUCCAAAAGCAGAAAAAAUGGUAAUUCUGAAAUAGUUAAAUAGUUAAUAUAUACAGAUUUGUGAAGUUAAUCUUGCAAAGUCUUUCCUAGACCAGCCUGAAAAGCUUAUUAAUGGCAACACUGAAAUACUAUGAAAAAGAUUUAAGUGGCCUGGCAACACUUUGCAGUUGCAGAAUAUGAAAUAUCUCUGGAAUGUUUCACAUUGCUAAUUAAGAGCUACAGCUCUUGGAACAGCUUUCCAUUCACCUCAGACUAAAUCUUCUGC